This is a messenger RNA of Conger conger (European conger), 4122 nucleotides long. Its product is annotated as putative adenosylhomocysteinase 3. The transcript has 17 exons. Gene Ontology annotation, biological process: L-methionine cycle. Gene Ontology annotation, cellular component: cytosol. The coding region runs from base 71 to 1870 and encodes 599 amino acids. NCBI's taxonomy places the organism in Eukaryota, Metazoa, Chordata, Actinopteri, Anguilliformes, Congridae. The record is from RefSeq and is a predicted model, not a curated record.
GCGUUUACGCCGUCCCCCCUCAACUCGCAUCCGUUUGUGUUGGAAAAAAGGACUUUGUGAAAUUGUAGCGAUGUCAGUACAGGUUGUUGCAGCGAAAAUGGCCGAGGUCGAGCUGAACGACAUUCCCACCAAAGAGUUGGCAGCUGUAUCCCCAGUGACACCAAAAGCUGAGGAGAAGGGGCUAAUCAAAAAUGAGACGAAUCCCGUCGCGUCUACUUCGUCCGCUGCUCCUGCGGCGGAGACUGUGAGAGGGGACCCUAGCCCUUCGCCAACCCCUUGCCCGAACCCCGUGAAGAUGCCGCAGGCGUCCGCUAUGAAGCGAACAGAUGCCCAGCAAAACGGCGAAGCUUUCCUAAACCGCGAUGGUACGGUAGCCGAAGCCCCAAGGAUGAAAAAGCAGAUCCAGUUUGCUGACCAGAAGCAGGAGUUCAACAAGCGCCCCACCAAGAUCGGCCGCCGCUCCCUCUCCCGCUCCAUCUCCCAGUCCUCCACAGACAGCUACAGCUCAGCGGCCUCCUACACAGACAGCUCUGACGAUGAGACCUCCCCCCGGGACAAGCAGCAGAAGAACUCCAAGGGCAACUCCGACUUCUGCAUCAAGAACAUCAAACAGACCGACUUCGGCCGCCGCGAGAUCGAGAUCGCCGAGCAAGAGAUGCCGGCCCUCAUGGCUCUGAGGAAGAGAGCUCAGGGGGAGAAGCCUCUGGCUGGAGCCAAAGUGGUGGGAUGUACACACAUCACUGCUCAGACCGCUGUGCUGAUGGAGACUCUCUCCGCUCUGGGUGCUCAGUGCAGGUGGGCCGCCUGCAACAUCUACUCCACCCAGAACGAGGUGGCAGCUGCCCUGGCAGAGGGAGGGUUCUCGGUGUUUGCGUGGAAGGGCGAGUCGGAGGAUGAUUUCUGGUGGUGUAUCGAUCGCUGCGUCAAUCUGGAGGGCUGGCAGCCCAACAUGAUUCUGGACGACGGGGGCGACCUGACCCACUGGAUCUAUAAGAAGUACCCCAACAUGUUCAAGAAGAUCAAAGGCAUCGUGGAGGAGAGCGUCACUGGGGUUCACAGGUUGUACCAGCUGUCCAAGGCCGGCAAGCUGUGCGUGCCCGCCAUGAACGUGAACGACUCGGUGACCAAGCAGAAGUUCGACAACCUGUACUGCUGCCGGGAGUCCAUCCUGGACGGGCUGAAACGCACCACAGAUGUGAUGUUCGGGGGCAAACAGGUGGUGGUGUGCGGAUACGGAGAGGUGGGAAAAGGCUGCUGUGCUGCUCUGAAGGCCAUGGGCUCCAUUGUGUACGUGACCGAGAUCGACCCCAUCUGCGCCCUGCAGGCCUGCAUGGACGGCUUCAGGCUGGUGAAGCUGAGUGAGGUCAUCCGGCAGGUGGACAUCGUCAUCACCUGCACAGGCAAUAAGAACGUGGUGGUGAGGGAGUACCUGGACCGCAUGAAGAACGGCUGCAUUGUGUGUAACAUGGGGCACUCCAACACCGAGAUCGACGUGGCCAGCCUGCGGACUCCGGAGCUCACCUGGGAGAGAGUGAGGUCACAGGUGGACCACGUCAUCUGGCCCGACGGCAAGAGGAUAGUGCUGCUCGCAGAGGGUCGCCUCCUCAAUCUGAGCUGCUCCACAGUGCCCACCUUCGUGCUGUCCAUCACCGCCACCACCCAGGCUCUGGCUCUCAUAGAGCUGUACAACGCUCCUGAAGGUCGCUACAAACAGGACGUCUACCUGCUGCCUAAAAAAAUGGACGAGUACGUGGCGAGCCUCCACCUCCCGACGUUCGACGCACACCUGACGGAGCUCAGCGACGAGCAGGCCAAGUACCUGGGACUCAACAAGAACGGCCCCUUCAAGCCCAACUACUACAGGUAUUAACCUACUUCCGAAAAGGCGACUCAACCCUAAAGAAAUAUCAAGACUGCACAAACCCUACCGACCAAGACGAAGAGAGGAGAGAGAGGAGGGAGAGGAGGGAGAGGAGAGAGAGGAGGGAGAGGAGGGAGAGGAGGGAGAGAGAGAGGCGUUUCCCAGGAGACUGCCGUAGGCGGAGCUGAUGGCGUGUAGUGGGGGGCCGGAGCCAGUGCCACAGUGGUUUUAUUUAUUUCAGCUACGAAACCCCGUUACCCCCCCCCCCCCCCCCCCCCCCUUUUUACUCAAACUUCUAACCACCUCUGAUGCUCCGAGACCCUCCCACUCUAUUCCCCUUACACCGUAUGCUGUAGAAAUCUCACCGUCAUAUUAACACUAGACAUGAAAAUACGUCUUAUUGUCUUUAUUUUCUACUUGUCAUUUAUUUUAUUUUUUGUCUUUUUUUGUAUCAUCCUGGUCAUAGGAGGAAUGGGGGAGAUAGAGUAGAGCAGUCGUCAUAUUAUUUUCUUCUUUUUUAUUUAAAGCACUGAUCGCUCGAGACAACACUUUUCCUUUUUUCCUAUGUCUUUGGAAACCUUUUUCCUUUGCCUCUAGUUGAGAGAGAAGCGAAUUGGACAGAAUCCCUGUUCAUUUUCAAACCUCUCCCGCCAACAUUCUCUGUCUGUUUUAACGGCUUCUUUACGACUGGUGGAGUUGCCGAGCAACGCAGCACGUUGACGUUUGUUAACCCCCUCACCUUACGCCAGUGUUGAAAAUUUGGAAAGUAUUUAGGCAGCGGGGAUUCACGUUGUUGGUAGCCUUUCGUUGUUUUUUUCCUUCCAACAAACAGAAUAUGGGCAUGGGGAGCAGUGAUAUCAUACAGAGAAGUAUAUAUUUAGAUUUUUAUAGAGAUUUUUUAAAUUAUUAUAACUCCUACUGUCAUUAUUAUGAUGAUUAUUUCAAUUAUUAUAAUUUCUGUUAUUGGUAUUGUUAUUAUUAUUGAUAAUAAUGAUUACAAUAAUAAUGAUGACAUUAGGAGCCUUUCACCCACCUUUAACUGUCUGCUUUUGAAUAAUAUCAUUACCAUUCUGUCAUUAUGAAGAUUAGCAGUUAAAUGUUAUCAAAUAUUAUAUAUAUUCUAAUGUCCAUUGUGAAACCCCUAUUUUCUAUAAUGUGAAAGUGACCAUUUCAUUUCAGGGGACAGUUGGAUGCAUGGUACUGAUAUUGCGGCUUACAAAAUGGUAAAAAAAAAAAAAUAUCAGCCAGCUGUUAAAUCUAAUCCUUACAGAUUGUUUUGGUUCUUAAUACUGGAAUUUGUGUAGCCUCCUACCGGUUGGCUUGUGAUGUGUAAGAAUUUGGGACCUUAUUUUACCAUUCACAUGAUGAAAGCCGAUACAUUUACCUCGUUAGAAUACGUUCGGUGAAGAUAUUUUCGUUUUGACUUUUUAUUAAAAUAAAGGGAAUAUAAAAUAUGUUGCUUUUCCUGGAUUAGUGCGAUCUCUGCCGUGUUUCAUUCAAACCAGCUACAUGUCCCGAUCCCAUGCAGUAAAUGCAAGACGUCAUUCGCGGUUCUAUGGGGAGGUGUUUGCGUAUGGUCGACCCAACAUCUCCGAACACAACUGGAAUCUACAGUGGGUUGCUAACGCUAGCUUGAUUCACAUUUGAGCUCUAUUCACAGACAUCCCAUCGUGAAACCUAAAUCCUUGUCAUUUUGCAAUGCUCAAGCGCCGCACCGCACCCGCCAUUUUGUGUUCCAGCCCCUAUGUAAGCUAUCAACUAGUUUGUGUUGUAUUCACACCUUUAUUUUGAGUUUUUAGAGCAAAUUUUACUCCCGUUUUUUUAAUCAUCCCGCAUCUAUAUGUGUCUCUUUUGCUAAGAUUUAUAUCCGUUGUCUUUAGGUUUCUGAUACGUACGUUUUUCCUUCCUUUCGUUCACUCCCAAUGCGUUCCCAACGGUUCUCGUUUCAUUCGCUGCAGUUGUCUCAGGCUAGUUAGCGUUCUUAAGUGGUGACGUCACAUGGGUCGGGGCGAGGGAGGGAGAUGACGCCUGCGUCUCACUUGAUGAUAAACUCUGCGGAGAGGAAACUCGGAUCUGAUAAAACUGUAUUUAUCGCUGUAAGUCUUCAGAGCAAGCCGCAAAUUCUCAAGAUUGAAGUUGUCUGAAAAGAAAAAUGUAAAAAAAAUAAAAUUUAAAAAGUUUUAAAUAUUGCAAGUGAUUAUAGUAGAUGAGCAAUAAUGAAAUCUGUAAUCUUAAAAAAAUAAAAAUAAAGUGUAAACAAA